Molecule: messenger RNA, 707 nt
Organism: Neocloeon triangulifer
Lineage: Eukaryota; Metazoa; Arthropoda; Insecta; Ephemeroptera; Baetidae
Product: lipopolysaccharide-induced tumor necrosis factor-alpha factor homolog
Exons: 3
Coding region: 140-634 (164 amino acids)
Molecular function (GO): zinc ion binding
Source: RefSeq, a predicted model, not a curated record
CUUAUCUUUCGUUCUACGCGCAGCGUCUCUGAAAUCUGAAAACUCGACAGUGCAGACGAGAAAACUAUAUAUCUCUCUGCAGGUCAGUCUAAAUUUGGUGCGCGCAAAUUAAGCGGAUUGAUUUGUGUCGGAGAUCAAAAUGUAUUCCGGCAAGGAAGAUAUAAGCGACCACUUUUACAGCGGUGUCCGACCGCCGCCGUACCAGCCUCUCGACGAGGAUGCUGCUCGGCCCCACAUCGCUCAAGACCAAAUGCACCCUGCGCCACCCCCGGCGCAGCAGCCCAUCGGUUUGAAUCACCUCCUAAACCCUGAUGAAGAUCCGAACGAGGUGGCUGUGACCCAGCAACCGCGCAUGAUGGUCAUGCAGAAUCGUGACACAAUACAACACUUACUUGUGCGGGACCUGAAGGGUCUACCCCACCACAGCACUUCAGUCACCUGCUCAAACUGCGGCAUGGUCGUACCUACCAGGGUCAACCACAAGGCGAUUUGCAAAACUCACUGCUGGGCUUGUUGCCUCUUCCUCUUCUUUUGUUGGCCAUGCAUUUGCAUCCCGUACUGCACCGCAGGCUGCCGGAAGACCAACCAUUACUGCACCCGAUGCGACAGCUAUUUGGGAAACUCUAACAUGUAGAAUCAAAUAUGCAAAUUCCAGAAAACAUGAGGACUGGAAACUAAUAAAUAUAUAACAAAGUUUUGGAAAUAAU